Messenger RNA from Eleginops maclovinus (Patagonian blennie), 4659 nucleotides. RefSeq names its product formin-like 2b (gene fmnl2b). Gene Ontology annotation, cellular component: cytosol. The record is from RefSeq and is a predicted model, not a curated record. NCBI's taxonomy places the organism in Eukaryota, Metazoa, Chordata, Actinopteri, Perciformes, Eleginopidae. Gene Ontology annotation, biological process: regulation of cell shape; cell migration; cortical actin cytoskeleton organization. Gene Ontology annotation, molecular function: small GTPase binding; actin filament binding.
UCUCUCUCUCUCUCUCUCUCUCUCUCUCUCUCUCUCUCUCUCUCUCUCUCUCUCUCGGCAGCGGCGGUGAGUCGGGAGACAAAGAGAGAGAGCGAGACGGGAGAGAGAGAGACACCAGACCGAGUGACGACAGACAGGAGAAGGGGGCAGCGCGAGACCGACAGGAGGGGGAGACAGACAGACAGACAGACAGACAGACAGACAGAUAAACAGAAAGACAGACAGACAGGUGGGGGGGGGGGGUAAACAGAGAAAGACGGGCCUCACACCGCGGCAUCAUGAUGGCGGACCACAUGUUCCUCUGAGGGGGGGCGCGUUGUUCAGUGGGUGUGUUCCGACCGACCGACCGUGUGUGUGUGUGAUCGGUGUUGUGUACCGGGGAAGUGAUGGGGAAUGCAGAGAGCAUGGAGUCUCAACUCGCGGUGAUACGGUCCAGAGCCGCUCCGGUCCGCCUCCCGAUGCCCGAACCCACCGAACUCGAAGAGAGGUUCUCUAUAGCGCUGAACUCCAUGAACCUGCCUCCUGAUAAGGUGCGUCUGCUCAGAUCCUACGACAGCGACAAGAAAUGGGAGCUGAUCUGUGACCAGGAGAGGUUUCAGGUGAAGAACCCCCCCCACACUUACAUCCAGAAACUGAGAGGCUUCCUGGACCCGGCCGUCACACGCAAGAAGUUCAGACGGAGGGUUCAGGAGUCGACUCAGAUGCUGAGAGAACUGGAAAUUUCUCUUCGGACCAAUCACAUCGGGUGGGUGAGGGAGUUCCUGAAUGAGGAGAACCGGGGUCUGGAUGUCCUCGUAGAAUAUCUGUCCUUCGCUCAGUACGCCGUCACGUUUGAUGGGGAGCAGGUGGAGGUUGGAGGCGAGGCAUCGUCCAUCGACUCGCCCUGGAGCCGCUCCAUCGAGGAUCUGCACGGAGAUGCCGGCCUCCCCUCGCCGUCCUCCUCAGGACCAAGAGCUGCCCGACACUCCAUCAGCUCUGCGAUGGUGACUCGCUCCAACACGCUGCCCAGUCGUCGGACUCUGAAGAACUCCAGACUCGUCUGCAAGAAAGACGACGUCCACGUUUGUGUCAUGUGUCUGAGAGCCAUCAUGAACUACCAGUACGGAUUCAACAUGGUGAUGUCUCACCCUCACGCUGUCAACGAAAUAGCCCUCAGCCUCAACAACAGAAACCCCAGGACAAAAGCUCUGGUGUUGGAGUUGCUGGCGGCGGUUUGCUUGGUCAGAGGAGGACAUGAGAUCAUCCUGUCGGCCUUCGACAACUUCAAAACUGUGUGCUCAGAGUCGAUGCGUUUUGAGAAGUUGAUGGAACAUUUUAAGAACGAAGACGACAACAUCGACUUUCUGGUGGCCUGCAUGCAGUUCAUCAACAUUGUGGUUCACUCGGUGGAGGACAUGAACUUCAGGGUUCACCUGCAAUAUGACUUCACCAAACUCAACCUGGACGAGCACCUGGAGAGGCUGAAGCACACGGAGAGUGACCGGCUGCAGGUGCAGAUCCAGGCGUACCUGGACAAUGUGUUUGACGUUGGGACGCUGCUUGAAGACGCAGAGACCAAGACCGCUGCUCUGGAGAGGGUGGAGGAGCUAGAGGAGAACCUGGGCACGAUGUCUGCCCGGGUGCUGGACAUAGAGAACGAGGCAAUGCUGAAGAUUGUGGAGCUGGAGAAGCAACUGAUGCAGACCAACAAGGAGCUGGACCAGAUCCGGGACGUGUAUGCCAGCACUAACUCCCAGGUCCACACAUUGCGGCGCAUCGUCCGGGAGAAGGACCAGACGAUCCGGAGACAGAGUCGUCUGGAGCGUCAGGCUCAGGAGGCACAACAGGCCGGAGGACCAGGAGCUCCACAACCACCCAGAGGAGAGGGUGACGGGGGAGUCGGGGACUCAGCCUCCCCCUCACCUCCACCCUGUCCUAAUCUGUCCCCGAGUCCAGAGACCAUAACCUAUCACAGCAUGGCUCCAGGGAUAGGCGGAGCUUUGGGGAUGCUUGCCCCGCCCCCGCCCCCACCUCCUCCACCAAUGCCAGGCACAGUUUCCAACGGGUCAUUUCCUGCUCCUCCCCCCCCCCCACCACCACCUCCCCCCCCUCCUCCCUGUCGGACCAGUGAACUCUCGUCCUGCCUCACCCCCCCUCCUCCCCCUGUGGCCCCCCCUCUCCCGGGCUGUGGACCCACCGUCAUCUUCAACUCUGGACUUGCAGCGGUGAAGAUAAAGAAGCCGAUCCAGACAAAGUUUCGGAUGCCGGUGUUGAACUGGGUGGCUCUGAAGCCGAGCCAGAUCAACGGGACCGUCUUCAACGACAUCGACGACGAGGCCAUCCUGGGGGACAUUAACGUGGAAGAGUUUGAGGAGCUGUUUAAGACGAAGGCUCAGGGUCCCGCGGUGGACUUGACUCUUUCCAGACAGAAAGUUCCUCAGAAAGCUCCGUCCAAAGUCUCUCUGCUGGACGCCAACCGGUCUAAAAACCUGGCCAUCACUCUGAGGAAGGCGGGUCAGGGGUCAGAGGUCAUUUGUCGCGCCAUCCACACGUUCGACCUGCGGACGGUGAGAGUGGACUUUGUUGAAUGCCUGAUGCGUUUCUUGCCGACGGAGGCCGAGGUGAAGUUGUUCCGUCAGUACGAGCGAGACAGGAAGCCUCUGGAGGCUCUGAGCGACGAAGACAGGUUCAUGAUGCAGUUCAGCCGCAUCGAGAGGCUCACCCAACGCAUGAGCAUCCUCACCUUCAUGGGCAACUACAGCGACAACCUGCAGAUGCUGACGCCGCAACUCCACGCCAUCAUCGCUGCUUCAGUCUCUAUAAAAUCCUCCCAGAAGCUCAGAAGAUCCUGGAGGUCAGAGUGUAUAGAGAUCAUCCUGGCUCUGGGGAACUACAUGAACAGCAGCAAGAGGGGAGCUGUUUAUGGAUUCAAACUGCAGAGUUUAGACCUGCUGCUGGAAACCAAGUCCACAGACAGGAAGCUGACACUGCUGCAUUACAUCGCUAACGUGGUGCGGGAGAAAUACCCGACCAAGAGUCUCUUCUACAACGAGCUGCACUACGUAGACAAGGCCGCUGCAGUGAGUCUGGAGAACGUUCUGCUGGACGUCAAGGAGCUGCAGCGUGGCAUGGAUCUGACCUGGAGAGAGUUCAGCGUAUCGCACAACGCCAUCCUGAAGGACUUCAUCAGCCGGCACGAGGCACGACUCAGCAAACUGACCGAGGACGCCCACAUCGCACAGGAUGCAUUCGAGGACGCGGUGAAAUUCUUCGGAGAAAGUUCGAAAACGAUGCCUCCGUCCGUCUUCUUCCCCAUCUUCGUCCGAUUCAUUAAAGCGUACCGGCUGGCAGAGGAGGAAAACGAUCAGAGGAGGCGUCAGGAGCAGAUCCAGGAACAGAUGCUUCUGGAGAAACUGGAGCAGGAGGAGCAGCAGGAGGAGGAGAGCGCCAAGUCUCCCUCCCACCGGGGCAAGCGGCAGCAGCAGGAGCUCCUCUCUGAACUCAGACGGAAACAAGGGAAGGAAAGCCGUCACGUUUACGAGGGGAAGGACGGAGCAAUAGAGGACAUCAUCACAGCUCUGAAGACCGUCCCCUUCACGGCUCGAUCGGCCAAACGCAGUUCUCGCUUCUUCUGUGACCCCGCCCACUCCGAGGAGCAUUACUGAUGACAUCACACACAGGAGGAGAACCGGAGGGAAGGGCCUUGUUUGUUUGUGAUGAUCAGCUCGAGGCCAGCGGCGUUCGGUUCUUCGUGGUUUUGUCGUCACGCCUCGGCGGAGAGGAACCAGUUUUUGUUUUGGUGUUUUUUUACGCACACAUUAAACCAUGAUAAUGGGAAUGCACCUUCAGUCUGACGGGUUCUCCGCUGGACACGCCCACUAAUCGACGGGACCAAUCAGCACUUUGUUUUCUACAUUUCUGCGAUGUGGUGUUUAUAUGUUGUGAUCGGUCAGCACCAGACCAAACUCCAACCUGAAAACAGAGUUAAGGUUCUGCGAUCUUGCAGGUUCUGGAGUUCUCUGGUUCUGUAGGUUCUGGAGUUCUCUGGUUCUGGAGUUCUGCACGUUCUGUGGUUCUGGAGUGCUCUGGUUCUGUAGGUUCUGGAGUUCUCUGGUUCUGGAGUUCUCUGGUUCUGGAAUUCUGCACGUUCUGUGGUUCUGGAGUUCUCUGGUUCUGGAGUUCUCUGGUUCUGGAAUUCUGCACGUUCUGUGGUUCUGGAGUGCUCUGGUUCUGGAGUUCUGCACGUUCUGUGGUUCUGGAGUGCUCUGGUUCUGCAGGUUGUGUUUCUGCUGCCGGUCUGUAUCUGUUGAGGGUUCUGCUCGCACUGCGUUGUGUUACUGUAUGACGAGCCUUACUACAGCGUGGGGGGGGGGUUAAUGUUAAAAAGCAACUUAUCUGUGAAUUCUCCCCCCAUGCAUUUCAAACGAAGGGUCUAAGGGGGGGUUAAAGAACCCAUAAUAAAAAUUAGAGUGUGAACCUGAUAGCUCACAGUGUAGCCACAUUAUGCUAACGCCUCACAUCAAACUGAAUAAAAUAAAGAAGAUGAACUGAGCGGCACGGCUGUCAGCAUUAAUGUUAGCAGGGCUGCUGGCAUAGACAACUCAAACAGGUCUCUGAGUACAGGUCUCUGAGUACAGGUCUCUGAGUACAGGUCUCUGAGUACAGGUACCUGAGCACAGG